AUGGCGAAGCGGGAGGAUCUCAGUACAGAGAAUAUCAGCAGCGCCUCAAGUGACGAAGAGUUCAAUACAGUGGGGUAUAUCUCGAUUAAAGAUUAUGCAUACGACGAGUCCAAUCCACUACACUACGGGUACUUUGAUGAGUCUAGCUGUGCAGGCGCCGGGCUGCCACACGACGACUCGGACGAGGGCGACGAGUACGGGGGUGGCGAAGGAGGAUACUACAGCUACUAUUACUACGGCCGCGGUCUGGGGCCGCGCGGACGGAGUGAGGAGGAGGACGCGGUAGAGAAGCGGCAGAGCAUUGUGAUGCCGGGUGAGUACGUGGUGAACAAGCACGCUGUGGCCUUGUACGACUUUGUGCCGGAAAACGACAACGAGCUGGAGCUUCAGGAGGGCAGCAUCGUGUACAUCAGCUACAAGCACGGGCAGGGGUGGCUAGUGGCCGAGGACAGCGCGCGGACGAGGACGGGGCUUGUGCCCGAGGAGUAUGUGUCGAUUUUGGAGGAUGAGGACGAGCCUGGUGUGGUAGCGGGCGGGCGCGCAGACGACGAACAGGCCCGGCCCUUCUAUUUGACGCAGAUGUUGACUCAGAGCAUGAAGGCGGCAGCGGCACGACAGUCCGCUGCGGAGGACGAGUGGGAAGACAUUGAAGGGGACGAGGAUGAGGCGGAGAGCGCGCAGGGAGACGAGGCGGGCGGGGCGGGCGGGAGCGAAGUAGAUACCGUGCGGCAGUCUAUGAGCGACAAGUUAGCCCUAUGA
Eremothecium gossypii ATCC 10895 is the source of this 759-nucleotide messenger RNA. It is a transcript of the gene NBP2, whose product is annotated as adaptor protein NBP2. The coding region runs from base 1 to 759 and encodes 252 amino acids. The record is from RefSeq and is marked provisional. Gene Ontology annotation, molecular function: protein binding. The transcript has a single exon. NCBI's taxonomy places the organism in Eukaryota, Fungi, Ascomycota, Saccharomycetes, Saccharomycetales, Saccharomycetaceae.